Molecule: messenger RNA, 1554 nt
Organism: Mixia osmundae IAM 14324
Lineage: Eukaryota; Fungi; Basidiomycota; Mixiomycetes; Mixiales; Mixiaceae
Exons: 2
Coding region: 164-1318 (384 amino acids)
Source: RefSeq, a predicted model, not a curated record
ACACACGGUGCUAUCGACUGCUCUGAUCGCUGCAACGCCCCAAGGUUUGUCUGUCGACCCUCCUUUUGACGCGCCGCGACAGGCGCCGGGCCAAAGCUCGCUCCUAUGGCAACGAUGUGACAGGGCUAGUACGAUUGACAGGCAUGCAGUGGAAGCAACAUAGAUGAUCGACGGACGGAAGAGGAUCUGCCUCUUCGCCGCCGUGCUCGCAGUCAGCAUCACGUCACUUCUCUAUCGCGCCAAGCCGUCCCUCAAAGGGCGCUUCGCUCGGCGUGCUGAACAACAAGAGUGUAAUCCUUUCAGACAGCCCGGUAUAGCCCAUGUCGACGACCAAAUACCGAGCGAGAACUACUUUGUCCCCAUCGACACUGCCUGCCCGAGGUCAUCCAUCGCCUCUCGAGCCAUUCACGUCGCGCAACAGGACGACGAUGCCGACGUCCCCGAAGAUCUGCAUUGGCUACUCGACCGCACCGUCGUCCUCUUCGGUGACAGCCAUGAGCGCUAUCAUCUCGAAGCUGUGUGCGAUUUCUUCGGCAAAGCAGCGCGUCACACGAUCGUCACGCCUGACCACCAAUGGUCGCCACCACCCUACUCGAGUGACGUCGAGCCUCACAAUGCCGGCAUAGAUCAUGAAGCGAGCAGACCUCACGUUUGUCACAUAGAUCGCUACAAUCUCACCCUCAUCAGCAUUCACUCCUUCGGCGUCGACACUCUCCAAGGCUACAAAGAUCAAACCGUGGGCAGCUUCUUCGUCGACAAGCACUACUAUUCCCCCAUCACGAGCGAAGACAAGAUAGACGCCAUCCUCUUGCCGCUACUACAUCUCAUGGGACGAACCGAACCUGAUCUCAUCGAAUAUGCUGCGGGCUAUUGGGAUCUUCUCCACCUGUCCAUGCUCGAAGAUACAGCACAUCCGGGCAUGGGCGAGCACACGGCAAACCUGCCUCUAGACUACGUACGCUACUAUGAAGCUGGCCUUCAUCGCGUGCUGGACAAGCUGGCCAGCGCCUUUCCUGAUCCUGCCACGCCAAUCCUGUUUCGACAUCUGCACAUGGUACAGACAAGGCACAACACCCCCAAAAACCGCGUUGCCGGGUUUACAACGGUCGGCCGUAAGGUUGUCAACGAUCUUGCCGAUCAACCGCUCGCCUGGGGUACAGCCCAAGGCAGGAUGCGACACGACGAGUGGGGGCCUAUUUUGCUCGGGCAAGAGGAUUACAUUUUUGACGCUAUGCACUAUGUCAACCCGGUGCACUAUCUCUGGUGUGACAUUCUUCUUUGGGAGCUUCGCAGGGCUGCAACUGGGCGAGGCGAAUAAAUAGGAUGCAUCAUACAUACCAGCCCUCGGCGUCUUCCCCAUCAGCAGCACUUGCGAAGGCAGGCUUGGAGACAGAGGUUCCGUUAUUGCUCCGAGAGACCCUUCUUGGCGCUCGUGGUCCGAGCACUGUCGAUCUAGUAAUGCAUCACUCGUCAGUACUCACAAAGCAGGCAUCGAUAAGGCUCGCACCUUGUCCGAACCAUCCGGUUCUGCUCGACACCUAGACUCUGCGUAGA